AUGGCCAGCUUCUGCCAGCUUCUCACCAGUGCUCUCUUCCGCAACUACCUCACAGGCCCCCUGGUGAAUCUCCCGCCCAUCCGAGUGGACUUGUCCGACAACUACCUGUCGGGUUGUACCUCCCCUUCUUCCUUCUCCAACCCUUUCUUCUCCAACCCUUCCUUCUCCCACUUCUCAAGCCUAU
Closterium sp. NIES-65 is the source of this 184-nucleotide messenger RNA. Lineage: Eukaryota; Viridiplantae; Streptophyta; Zygnematophyceae; Desmidiales; Closteriaceae. The record is from the annotation of a GenBank genome assembly.